Geodia barretti is the source of this 1750-nucleotide messenger RNA. The record is from the annotation of a GenBank genome assembly. Lineage: Eukaryota; Metazoa; Porifera; Demospongiae; Tetractinellida; Geodiidae.
CGAGAUUUGUAGCACGAGGGCAAAUUUCGUGUAGCCACGCGUCCCCCGCAAGCAGAGGGAGUCACCCAGGUGUCGCCAUAUGCGCAUGCGUAGACGUUGUGACUCCUCGAUUGAUGAGCAGGCCAUGGUACAACGCGAGAGGCGCCCUGACGAUCUCGGCCUUGUUGUGAUACUGAGGCUCCCAUUGAGUUGUGUUAAAGCCCUUUUCACACUUCUCGUUCUCAUGACUGUGGGGAUUGUUUUUGUACUCAACCCGACAAAUUGGAUCCCAGUAGUGCACAUGACUCCAUCGCAGUCCUACUCAUUGUCAAUGUCUAUAGAAAUCCCUAAAGAAAAGCAGUUUUUAUUUAGUGAGAAUACUGGCAAAAAUGGCCAUGAACAUGAUGGGUUGUAUGCUACUGUGAGUGACUCAGAGGAUGAGGAGCAAUCAUCUAUUGAUGUUACUGGCGAAAGAGGGCAAAUUCAUUCGAUUAAACCAAGAAACAUGAGUGGCAGUGGAUACUGGCUGGCCCUGCACUACUCUGACCAGGGUACUGGGGCGUUUGUGAACCUCAUGACCUUGUUGUGUCUCUCUUCAGCAGUCGGUGGAGUCAGAGUUGUUGAGCCGUUUAUAGUUGGAUCAAAUAUAGGUCAGAAUGUCAGUGCCAACUGGCGACAAGAAAUUUCAUUCAGCGACAUCUUUGACUCUGGCAAUUUCCAUCAUUUUGCCAAAUCCAGGGGCUACAGUUCAUUGGUGCCUUAUCAAACCUUCCUUCAGGAUGCUCAUCGCAAAGUGUUAGUUGCUCAGUACGAGUGCAGGGACUUGAAACGUUGUAAGAAGUGUGGCCAUGAGCAUGUACUUAAACAAGGACGAACAUUCUCGAAAGUGAAUGGUUUCGAAAUUGUCGGUCAUGUCUGCCUCAAGUAUGGAGCGAGUGGUACCAUGAGCCUGACUGAGCUCAAUAGUCAGCUCUAUAGCCGCUACAACAAGUCUGAAGUGGCGGUCUUAUUUCCCCUGUUUGCUGGUGUGUCGUCUUUUGGAGCAGAAAGGUUCCGGUUGUGGAUGGACACACCACUAUGCCAGAGAAACAAAAUGUGGAACAGUACUUUGAACAUCAGACCUAGCAAACUUGUCAUGACAAGUGCCGACAACUACAUUCACAAGCAUUUGAUGGGAAGCUCCUAUAUAUCCGUGAUGGUGAAGCUUGAGACUGUCAUCUGGUCGAAGACGAUAAUGGGCCCAAUAGUCAAAACUUGUCUUGACCGCUUACACAAAAAAUUGAGUAAAGUGAAAUCACAGUUUGGUAUAAGAAAUGUAGCACUCUGCCUCGAUGUAGGACACUAUGGCUCGGUGUUUUUUCGUCACAAUAAGAAUGUCAUGAAUGCCAUCUUGCCUUACGUAAACAAUUUUAUAUCUCGGACUGUCAAGGAAGGUAUGACCUUGUCAGACUGGGAUAGCACAUUCACCAGUACAGCACUGAGACAUAACCCUGCAUUUGUGGCACUCAUGCAGAAGACCAUAGCCACAAGGGGAGAUGGGCUCGUUUUGUUGGGAGAAGGGUCUCAAUUUCAAGAGUCCACAAAGUCAAUGUUUCUGGUCUCACAUCCGGAAGAAAAAGUUAUCCACUUACGCAAGUCGUGUUUUUGACUCCUCAUUGUGUGGCGAUUUCUUCUGCAGCAGUUUUGGCUCUCCCCUACAGCUAGCUACAACCACAACCUGUACCCCCUUAUAUAGUUGUGCAUGAAUCAAUUUUUACUUGCACCUAAGAGG